Messenger RNA from Macrosteles quadrilineatus (aster leafhopper), 1073 nucleotides. RefSeq names its product 1,5-anhydro-D-fructose reductase. The transcript is spliced from 7 exons. The record is from RefSeq and is a predicted model, not a curated record. The coding region runs from base 41 to 1015 and encodes 324 amino acids. Gene Ontology annotation, molecular function: aldose reductase (NADPH) activity. Lineage: Eukaryota; Metazoa; Arthropoda; Insecta; Hemiptera; Cicadellidae. Gene Ontology annotation, cellular component: cytosol.
CAGUCUACAGUCUAGCAUUGGUCCCCGAGCAGUGUGCACCAUGGAUUACACACGACUGGCUAGCGGCGGACACAUGCCCAUGGUGGGAUACGGCACUUGGCAAGCGACAGAGGAGGAGCUGGAAGUGGCACUGGAGGCGGCGUUAGAGGCAGGCUACCGUCACAUAGACACCGCCGCUGCCUACGAGAACGAACAUGUGAUCGGACGAGUGCUGCAUCGCUGGCUGACCGAGGGCAAGGUGACCAGGGAACAACUCUUCAUUGUCACCAAGUUGCCGCCAGCAGGUAACCGUCCUGAAGGUGUUGACAAGUAUCUGACGUCUUCUCUGGAGGCUCUGCAGCUGGACUACGUGGAUCUCUACUUGGUCCACACUCCCUUCGCCUUUCAGGACGGUCUAGGACUGCACCCCACCGACAGAGACGGCAACAUCAUCCUGGACCCUACCACUGACCUACAGGCUGUUUGGAAGGCAAUGGAGGCAGAAAAACAAAAGGGGAGAGCAAAGGCUAUUGGGGUCUCAAACUUCAACAAGUCUCAACUGCAGAGGAUACUGAAGAUUGCUGCAGAGCCUUUAGAGAACCUGCAGAUAGAAGUGCAUGCCUUCCUACAACAGCAAGAACUAGUGGAGUUCUGCAAGGAACAUGACAUCUCCGUGUGUGCCUACUCUCCACUCGGCAGCCGUGGGAGUGCCAAGCUGUUUCAGGACCUCCACAUUAGCAAGGAGUUACCCGACCUGUUGUCUGAGCCAGUAGUAGUAGAGAUUGCAGAAAGACACAACAAGACAGCAGCCCAGGUCCUACUGAGGUACUCAGUGCAGCGAGGGAUUGCUGUCAUACCCAAGAGCAUCAACCCCAGCCGCAUACACAGCAACAUUCAGAUAUUUGAUUUCAAAUUGGAGCAAGAAGAUAUGUCAGCUCUGAAGAAGCUUGACAAAGGCGAAGCUGGAAGGAUCGUAGACUUUUCUUUUUUUAAAGGUUUGGCUGAUGGGCAUCCUGAGUUUCCAUUCAUGUUAUAAGUGAUUGAAACAUAAUUUAAGCUUUAGUAUCAUAAAAAAUAAAUUUAUUCAAAAAUUA